CGUAUCAGAAGCCCGUCCUUCAUAGAGGCUGUGGAAGUCCUGCCCCAGACGGUCAUGUGUGAAUGGGGGAUCACACUCUCAUCCAAACCCGCGCCAAUUUCUUCUUUGUUUGUAACUGUGGCUUCGACAAUGCGGCGCCCUCCCCCCUCUCGCUGCUAUGUAAGCGGUACAGACACCCCCCCCACACACACACACAAUGAUCGAGUACACCUUCUCCAACACCAGCCUACAAAACACUCGAAUCUACGCACCAAACGGUUCCAUAGCUUACACCAUCACUUCGGAGAAUCACUUCUUCCGUGCGGACAACACCACCGUCUCGCGUGUGAUCGAUGGACAAUCUGUCGAGAUCGUCAAGUUCGAAUGGCAUGAUACGACCAGGAGAGAUGUGAUGAAGACCUCGGGGAAUAAUGGGACGAUGGUAAAAGUUAAGGAUUAUUUACCGGAAAAGGGGAUGUUUUCAUCUUCAAGGCUAUUCUCAACCCCCAAUGGUCAGUGGAAAUGGAAAUCCAAAGGACCUAUUGUAUACGAUCCAUAUGGGAGCGCUUUGGCGCGUUACCAGAAGAACGAACGUCUCUUUGGCUCGAAUAAAUCUGCAACCGGUGCUCCAGCCUCACUUAUCAUCUCAUCACCAGAGGCCUCUCAGCGUUUGGACGAUAUCGUUUUUGGACUUCUCAUCAUGCACAAGGAUAUGCAGAGGCAAAGGCGCAGAGCGGAAAACAGCAGGCAUGCGGGGGGAGCGGGAGCGGGAGGGGCGGGAGCGGGGGUUAGCCUCGGCGUCGAUGCAUGAACCAAAACAACAAUCUCAGGGGUUCAGGGGUUUACAUAGUCACCUGUGGAUUAGGAAGUUUUUUCGGGGGGUUCAUGCACCGCCAAAGUGAAAUAAUUAGAUUGAUCAACAACCAUAUCAUGCCAUUCCUGUACUCGCGAUUGGGAUUAGGAGUUAAACUUUU
Messenger RNA from Cantharellus anzutake, 953 nucleotides. RefSeq lists its product as uncharacterized. The record is from RefSeq and is a predicted model, not a curated record. Bases 197 to 790 code for a protein of 197 amino acids. Lineage: Eukaryota; Fungi; Basidiomycota; Agaricomycetes; Cantharellales; Hydnaceae. The transcript is spliced from 5 exons.